Messenger RNA from Nylanderia fulva, 1832 nucleotides. It is a transcript of the gene Uba4, whose product is annotated as Ubiquitin-like activating enzyme 4. NCBI's taxonomy places the organism in Eukaryota, Metazoa, Arthropoda, Insecta, Hymenoptera, Formicidae. Gene Ontology annotation, biological process: protein urmylation; tRNA wobble position uridine thiolation. The record is from RefSeq and is a predicted model, not a curated record. Gene Ontology annotation, cellular component: cytosol; cytoplasm. Gene Ontology annotation, molecular function: thiosulfate-cyanide sulfurtransferase activity; adenylyltransferase activity; URM1 activating enzyme activity.
UUGCCGCCAGUCGGGCGCAGGCGUGUGACGUAAGUUUCGGAAAUAUAAAUGUCAUUCGGUAUCUUGUGUAUCUGUAGAGAGAAUAAGUCCGAGGAAGUCAGCUGGGAGAUUAAAAAUAUUGGAAUAUUCUCUGAAACUGAUGGACAAGUGUCAACGAAUACGUGCAAGGACGAGCUGGUAGCAGAAAUCACAAAACUGCGCGUUGUUGCACGAAUAAGUCCAAAGAAGUCAGCUGGGAAUCUGGAAGAUUAAAAGUAUUUGAAUAUUCUCUGGUACUGAUUGAACAAAAUGUCAACAAACAUGUGUGAGGACAAGCUGGUAACAGAAAUCGCAGAAUUGCGCGCGUUGUUGCACGCAAAGGAAGUCCAACUGGCACGUUUGCGAAACGAAAGACAAGUUACACAGGAGUAUGGCUUGAACAAUGACGAGAUUUGCAGAUACAGUCGACAGUUGUUUUUGACAGAGAUUGGUGUGCAAGGUCAGAAGAAGAUAAAAGAUAGCUCUGUACUUAUUGUAGGAGCUGGUGGUCUUGGUUGUCCAGCAGCGUUCUAUCUUGCGUGUGCUGGUAUUGGUCACAUUGGCAUAGUUGAUUAUGAUAAUGUUGAGAUUAAUAAUCUUCACAGACAAUUAUUAUAUACAGAAGCAAACAUUGGUACUGCCAAAGUAAUUGCAGCAGCAGAAAGUAUUAAUCGGUUAAAUAGUUAUAUAAAAGUCACCCCAUAUGAAAUUCAAUUAAAUAGCAAGAAUGCUUUGGAUAUCAUAAAGAAUUAUGACAUUGUAAUAGAUGGUACGGAUAAUGUAGCAACUCGUUAUCUAUUGAAUGACGCGUGCGUCUUGAGUGGGAAGCCACUAGUUUCUGGAUCAGCAUUGAGAUUUGAAGGUCACUUGACAGUGUUUAAUUACAAUGGCCCUUGUUAUCGAUGCAUAUUUCCUGAACCACCAUCACCAGAAACUGUAACAAAUUGUGGAGAUGCAGGUGUUCUUGGCGCAGUUGUAGGAACAAUUGGUGUAUUGCAAGCGUUAGAAACAUUAAAGAUAAUACUAAAUAUGCCUGAUGUAAUUUCUGGACGACUUUUAUUAUUUGAUGGUACGGAAACUAAAUUCCACAAUGUACGCUUGCGUCCAAAGAACGCGGAUUGCGCGAUUUGCGGAGAACAUCGUGUCAUACAUGAAUUAAUAGACUAUGAAGAAUUUUGUGGUGCGAAAGCAAAUGACAAAGAGCCCAAUUUGAAUUUACUGAGGAAAGAAGAAAGAAUAUCGGUCGAGGAAUAUAACGAGAUUGUAAAAGUCAAUUCAAACCCUCAUAUACUGAUCGACGUACGUUCACCCGAAGAAUAUGAAAUUUGUCGUUUACAAGAUUCCAUUAACAUUCCUUUUACGCAACUCAGCAAGGAGCACAAUUUAAAUCUAAUAAGAAAUAAUAUAGAAAAAGUUCAAGAGGAGCAUCGUCCACUAGAUAUGUAUAUUCUGUGCAGACGCGGUAAUGAUUCGCAAAAGGCUGUACAAUACCUGAAAAACUUAUUUACCAAAGAUACUUUACAAAUAAGGGACAUAAUUGGAGUUAGACUAGUUUCUGGAUGUUUAUAGUGAGAAUCUGGUAAGCUCCUUAAUUUUUCUGCUGCCUGUUCCGGCGUUAAAUCUCUCUGCGCUUGAGCUAAGAGUUCAUAACCGACCAUGUGUUUCUUUAUCGUAGCAGAUCGUAACAAAGGUGGUAGAUAUAUUCCGUGAAAGGUCCAAUAUGGAUAAUCGUUAUUAAGGUAUGGACCCGUUGGAGCGCCUUUAAUUACAAAUCACUAAAUCAUUAUUUCAUAAUAUAUAAAUAAUGAAAAUAA